Merops nubicus (carmine bee-eater) is the source of this 864-nucleotide messenger RNA. Its product is annotated as high affinity choline transporter 1-like. The record is from RefSeq and is a predicted model, not a curated record. Lineage: Eukaryota; Metazoa; Chordata; Aves; Coraciiformes; Meropidae. Gene Ontology annotation, cellular component: perikaryon; synapse; axon. Gene Ontology annotation, molecular function: choline:sodium symporter activity. Gene Ontology annotation, biological process: choline transport; transmembrane transport; synaptic transmission, cholinergic. The transcript is spliced from 2 exons. The annotation marks the transcript as partial.
CAUGCUGGUGUCCACGUUGCAGCCUGGAACGAGACUGAAUACGGUGUCCCUGACCCCAUGACCAGGAAAGAAGCAGAUAUGAUUUUACCAAUCGUGCUCCAGUACCUCUGCCCAGUCUAUAUCUCAUUCUUCGGCCUCGGGGCGGUGUCUGCUGCCGUGAUGUCAUCAGCUGACUCCUCAAUUUUAUCUGCAAGUUCUAUGUUUGCCCGGAACAUUUACCAGCUUUCCUUCCGGCAAAAUGCUUCAGACAGGGAAAUCGUGUGGGUCAUGAGAAUCACUGUGUUCCUAUUUGGAGCCUCAGCAACAGCAAUGGCACUGCUAGCUUCGUCAGUGUAUGGUCUGUGGUACCUCAGCUCUGACCUUGUCUAUAUCAUCAUAUUCCCCCAGCUCCUGUGUGUGUUGUUUAUUAAAGGAACCAACACCUACGGUGCCAUUGCAGGAUACUUGUUUGGCCUUGUUCUCAGAAUAACUGGAGGAGAACCAUACCUCUACCUUCAGCCCCUGAUCUACUAUCCUGGCUGCUACCCAGAUGAAAACAACAUCUACACCCAGCGGUUCCCGUUUAAAACACUUGCUAUGCUUACUUCCUUCUUUACUAACAUUAUAGUCUCCUACUUAGCCAAAUACUUGUUUGAGAGUGGGACUUUGCCACCAAAGCUGGACUUCCUCGAUGCUGUUGUUGCCAGGUACAGUCGAGAACACAUGGACAAAGCAACUCUUGUAAAAAGUGACAAUAUUGUGCUAAAUGAACUCGCCCCUGUGAAUCCACGGCACAGUCUCACUUUGAGCUCCACUUUCACAAACAAGGAAGCCUUCAAUUACGUCGACUCGAGUCCAGAGCUGUCCAACACUGAAGAUAAUUAA